UUCAAGUUUGGAAACCAGAGGAUGUUUUCUGGCGACUGGGCUGCUAAUGACGUAAGCCCUACUGCCGCAGCUCGCUACCUCGGCAACACCUGGACCCAAGCGCCGCCUUAGAGAGGAGGAAAACCAAUAAGCGUGCAGCACAGACUGAGCAGAGAUUGGGGAAGAUGCACUCAAUUGGUAGCUUCAGCAGCUUAGGGGAGAAGCUGCUGCCCACACAGACUGCACCAGCUGGGAAGAGCCUGACCAUGUCUGUCUAGGAGACAUGGACGGACAAUGGUGGGACCACAGUUCCUGGCAGGGCGUGCCUCCGCCUCUGUCCAUGCAACCGGUCACAUGGCUACCAUCCAAAGAUGGACAACAUCUAAUUGGUCGAAUUCAGCUGAAUAAGAGGAUGAAAGACGGGACAGUUCCUGUGGAUGCAGGAUCCCUGCUGGGCCUGAAGGUGGUCGGGGGUAGGAUGAUGGAGUCUGGUCGUCUCUGUGCGUUCAUCACAAAGGUGAAGAGAGGGAGUUUGGCUGACACUGUCGGGCACCUGAGGCCAGGUGAUCAGGUUCUUCAGUGGAACGGUCGGCUGCUCCAGGGAGCCACAUUUAAUGAAGUUUACAACAUUAUCCUGGACUCCAAACUGGAACCACUGGUGGAGCUGGUAGUGUCCCGACCAAUCGGAGGGGUAGAAACCCAACUCGACUCAACUUCCAGUUCCUUCGACUCUCCAAAAGUUGGUCGGUCAUCUCCGAUGAGCCCCAGCGUUCUCUCUGGGCAGCUUUCUGGUGGUGUUAAGAAUGCUCUGGUUCCCAGAAUUCAGGUGAAGCUAUGGUACGAUAAAGUGGGUGAUCAGCUGAUCGUCACGGUCCUCGGAGCCAAAUCGCUUCCUUUCCGAGACGACGGGCGACCCAGGAACCCCUACGUCAACAUCUACUUCCUGCCGGACCAAAGCGACCGAAGUAAGCGCAGAACCAAGACUGUGAGGAAGUCGGCGGAGCCCCGGUGGAACCAGACUUUUAUAUACUCCCCGGUGGACUGGCGGGAGUUCAGGGACCGCAUGCUGCAGCUAAGGGUCUGGGACCAGUCCUGGGUCCGGGAGGAGGAGAGCCAGUUCCUGGGGGAGGUCCUGAUACAGCUGGACUCUGCUCUGUUAGAUGAUCAGCCUCAUUGGUACAAAUUGCAGCUCCAUGAUGUUUCCUCUGAGCUCAGCAGCUCUCCCUACUUGCAACGAAGAGGACUGCAGCUUGAAGAGCCUGCAGCCAGCACAAGGCUGCCGAGGCCUCAGAAGAUUAGUGACAGUGAGUUCUCGGAUUACGACUGUGAGAAUGGCAUCGGUGUGAUAUCAGACUACAGACUCAAUCGACGGGAUUCCGCCCUUUCAGUGACAGAAAAGGAGAUGUCGUCCAAUCACCUCUCUCGAUCUGGUAUGGUCAAGAUGAGGUCACGUUCGCCGAACCAAAUGCUUCCUCUGAGUGGUAACCCUCUGUACCCGUUGUACCGUGAGGACGCUGUGCGGUUGCUGCAAGGCUCCAAACUGAACCGAGCGUACUCUGAUGCUGGCCAGUAUAGAAGCCUGGAAAGGAGAUCUCUGAGGAGAACGUCUGUUGCCACCUCACUCGAUUUUGAUGACAGAUAUUUAAACGGACCGAACCAAACCCUCCAGACAAAACGUAUGAUGACAGGGAGCAGUGAGGACUACAGUCAGGGCUUCAUUCCUGACUUCCCCUACGAACCUGAGACCUAUGCCGUGGAACCUCUGAGAGCAAAUCUGCAAGGCGGCUCAACCCAGACAAGUCCAACAGGAACGGCAGUCUUCAGCUGCAGAGGACGCCAGCUACCUCUCGUCCCGCCCAAAGGAGCUUCAGACAGAGCCACCUCAGGAUCACCAAUUGGAACUGUUACCCCCCAUCCUUAUCCACCCCCAACCCCUGCCAAUCAUCCACCGCCUCCUCUGAUACGAAUACAAGCCCCUACAGGAACCACCCACCUUAACACGCCUGUAUUAGCACCGGUACAAGUCCAGGCCCCACCCCCAGCUCCUGUACCUUUAGCUGCAAUGGUUUCUGCUCCAACACUUGUCGAAGCCCAGCCUCCAACUACUGUACCUUUACCUGUUUCUACUCCAACACCUGUCCAAGCCCCACCUCCAGCUUCUGUACCUUUACCUGUUUCUACUCCAACACCUGUCCAAGCCCCACCUCCAGCUUCUGUACCUUUACCUGUUUCUACUCCAACACCUGUCCAAGUCCCACCUCCAGCUUCUGUACCAUUACCUGUUUCUACUCCAACACCUGUCCAAGUCCCACCUCCAGCUUCUGUACCUUUACCUGUUUCUACUCCAACACCUGUCCAAGCCCCACCUCCAGCUCUUGUAUCUUUACCUGUAUCUGCUUCUACUCCAACACUUAUCCAAGCCCCGCCUCUAGGUCCUGUACCUUUACCUACACCUUUUGCAACAUUAACACCUGUCCAAGCUCCACUCCUGUCCGCUGCCCCUCCUGUAGUGCAAUUACUGGCACAAUCUAAUGGUGCCCUGUCACAUGCCCCUCCCCCAACAACUCCAGAGCCAGAGCGAUGCCCAACGACACCUGGAGGGACCAGAAAAGAGGUCACAUGGCAGGAUCGGCAGGAUCAGCAGAACAAAUCAGCUGAUGCAGCUCUGAUGAAGGAUUCAUCAAAGGUGAGGGACAGUCUGUCCUUCAAAUCAUCAGACAGCGACAUCAGCGAUGUGUCGGCCAGCAAUCAGACAGAGGUUCUGGAGGGCCAAACAGUGGAGCUGGAAACGGGGUUAGAGGUUACACAGGAAGUAGCGGGGGUAGAAGAGGACCGACCCCCACUGCAGAAGAGCGAAUCAGUGGGGGACGCAGAGGAGGUGGUGCUGGAGCCAACAAAGGCGGCACCAGCAGCUCCUCUCACAAAGUCUUCAAGUGUCGGAGGAGAGAUUUGUUCGUUGGGGAGAAAUGACGACGACGACGACGACAAGAAGCGACGUUCAAGCUUCGGAGCAAAGAUGAUGGGAAUGGUGGGACUGGGGAAGAAGAGUCAGAGCGCCUCCCAACUCAACCCUGAGGAGGAAGAGAAGAAGAAGAAGGUUGUGAGACUCCCUGUCCAAAGGAGUGUAGAAACAGGUCUAGCCAUCGAGUUUAAAUCUCGUUUUACUCGACAGCCGAGCCGCGACCCGGACGCCGAGGACCCCAAACCUGGAGCUCUGAUAUUUCCAGGAGUGAAGUUGGCAUCAGAUAAACAGUUCACCGGCUUCCUGGAUGGAUUAGGCCCCGCCCAGCUGGCUGGACGCCAGACUCUGGCCACGCCCUCCAUGGGCGACAUACAAAUCGGGAUGGUGUAUAGAAAGGAGCGUCUAGAUGUGGAGGUGAUCCGAGCCAGAGGGCUUGUGGGUAAACAAGGGAACAAGAACACUCCAGCUCCAUACGUAAAGGUCUAUCUGAUGGAUAAUGGGAAGUGUGUGUUAAAGAGAAGAACUCGGCUGGCCAGAAAAUCCCCCGACCCCCUUUACCAACAACAGCUUCAGUUUGAAGAAAGCCCUGAGGGAAAAGUACUACAGAUUAUUGUUUGGGGUGACUAUGGCCGGAUGGAUCAUAAAUCUUUCAUGGGAGCUGCUCAGAUUUUAUUGGACGAUUUGGAUUUGUCAGUAAUGGCGAUUGGCUGGUUUAAACUGUUUCCUGCCAUCUCAUUGGUGGACGCCGCCCUGGCCCCCUUGACCAAUAAGGAGGUGGAGGGCACAAAAUCAUAGAAUCAGGAGGAGCGUUCAACUGUAUUGCCCCAGCAACAGGCCGGGAAGCGACAUAUUGUUUCCCACAAUUCCCCUUUUCUGCUGCAUGAUGACAUCACAGCGAUGGAUUUACAGUGCCACAAUGUCACCACGAGGAGGACGGUGGCUCCGCCCAAUGAUGUAUAGCAAAGGAGGGGCCACACAGACGAUACAGGAGCCAAAUCUAGGUCAAAAGAUUUGAUCAUUCGAAAAACAAAUGUUUACCUGAAAGUUUGAUGGUGUUGAACAUUUGAAAAUACAACAAUGUAUUCAAAAUAAAAAUAAAAGGG
This is a messenger RNA of Pungitius pungitius (ninespine stickleback), 4044 nucleotides long. Its product is annotated as regulating synaptic membrane exocytosis protein 2-like. Lineage: Eukaryota; Metazoa; Chordata; Actinopteri; Perciformes; Gasterosteidae. Gene Ontology annotation, biological process: regulation of synaptic vesicle exocytosis; positive regulation of synaptic transmission; regulation of membrane potential. Gene Ontology annotation, molecular function: transmembrane transporter binding; small GTPase binding. The coding region runs from base 263 to 3736 and encodes 1157 amino acids. The transcript is spliced from 30 exons. The record is from RefSeq and is a predicted model, not a curated record. Gene Ontology annotation, cellular component: presynaptic membrane; cytoskeleton of presynaptic active zone.